Molecule: messenger RNA, 1786 nt
Organism: Dunckerocampus dactyliophorus (ringed pipefish)
Lineage: Eukaryota; Metazoa; Chordata; Actinopteri; Syngnathiformes; Syngnathidae
Gene: dus1l
Product: dihydrouridine synthase 1-like (S. cerevisiae)
Exons: 16
Coding region: 157-1593 (478 amino acids)
Molecular function (GO): tRNA dihydrouridine synthase activity
Source: RefSeq, a predicted model, not a curated record
UUUCACUGUUACACACUCGGCCGUUUGACGGUCUGAGGUACAGUACUUAGGGAAGUAUCUUCGGGAAACGACAACUAUCUACCUGUAGACUGAUACUUACUAUUCCAAAAGUUUAAUCAUUGCGCCAAAAAAGAGUCUUGCAGAGUCAUCUGGAUCAUGGCUAAGCUCCAGGGGUUUGAUUUCUGGAAGAAGACCCUGAAAGAAGCGUGCUUCGUGGUGGCGCCCAUGGUGGACCAGAGUGAGCUGGCUUGGCGGCUACUUAGCCGUCGCCACGGUGCGCACCUCUGCUACACGCCCAUGCUUCAUGCUCAGGUGUUUGUUCGUGAUGCUAAUUACAGGAGGGAAAACCUCUACAAUGAGGUUUGUGAGGAGGACAGACCACUGAUAACUCAGUUUUGCGCAAAUGAUCCUGAGGUGUUCAUUCAGGCGGCUCUGUUGGCCCAGAACUACUGUGAUGCCAUUGAUCUCAACCUGGGAUGCCCUCAGAUGAUUGCUAAAAGAGGCCACUACGGAGUUUUCCUUCAAGAUGAAUGGGAGCUGUUAGAAAAAAUGGUGCGGUUAGCCAAUGAAAAGCUGUCUGUGCCAAUCACGUGUAAGAUCCGCGUGUUCGAGGACGUUGAAAAGACGGUCCGCUACGCGCGCAUGCUGGAGGAAGCGGGAUGUCAGCUGCUGACAGUGCACGGCAGAACCAAAGACCAGAAAGGCGCGCUGACCGGCGUUGCCAGCUGGGAGCACAUCAAAGCAGUGCGGAAGGCUGUAAAUAUUCCCGUGUUUGCUAACGGCAACAUCCAACAUCUGAGUGACGUGGAACGCUGCAUGAAGGAGACGGGCGUGCAAGGGGUGAUGAGUGCAGAGGGGAACCUCCAUAACCCGGCGCUCUUUGAAGGGUGUAGCCCCCCAGUUUGGGAGAUGGCUGAAGAGUACUUAGAGGUGGUAAAGCAGCAUCCCCCGUGCAACUUGUCCUACGUACGAGCCCAUCUCUUCAAACUGUGGCACCACACGCUUCAGAUCCACCAGGACCUGAGGGAGGAGUUGGCCAAGGUGAAAACCAUGGAGAGUUUGGCUAACGUUAGCACACAGCUGAGGCUACGCUGCCAGGACGAGAUAGCCAAAGGAAAAGAUACGGAAAAGGAAAGCAGCCUGCCCUUCCCUCACUGGAUCUGCCAGCCGUAUGUCAGACCACCGCCAAAGGAUCCAGCUGCCAAAGGUAACGGCCAAGAAUCAGAAGCAAAGAAGACGGUGUGCCAAAAGAGAGUCCUGGAGGACUCAGACGGAGCGACUCAAACACUCUCCAAAAAUAAACUGAAGAAAAGAUCCCGCAAUCCCAACAAGAACUUCUGCCCAGACCAGAAACCCAAGUACAUCAAAUGUGAACAGUGCGGGAACCCAAAGGGAAACAAGUGUGUCUUCAACCUGUGUCGAGGAUGCUGUAAGAAGAAGUCCUACAAGGAGGUGGCAAACUGUUUAAGCCACGGGCUGAAGUUUAAGACCAAGGCAGAGAGGUGUAAAGCUGAAGAGGAAAAGGAAACGGAGAUGGAGAGAAACUGCAGCCCUCCGCAGCUUCUUCUACAUCAAAGCACACAUCUCCAAUAGAAGGCGUAGCGGCCACCAUGGACCAUGUCUUCAUUCAGAAACCUGCUCUCAGCUGCUGACUGCAGAGUCAGAUGGCGCCUAUCCCAGGUUGACUUUGGGCGAGAGGCGGGCCAUACCGGGGACUGGUCUCUAGUCACAUGACACAUCAACAACCAUUCACACUCUCAUUUGCACAAUAAACAAAUUUGAAAGC